Spodoptera littoralis (African cotton leafworm) is the source of this 321-nucleotide messenger RNA. The record is from the annotation of a GenBank genome assembly. Lineage: Eukaryota; Metazoa; Arthropoda; Insecta; Lepidoptera; Noctuidae.
AUGCCUUCAGAGUAUGUUCAUCGUCAAGUUUUUCGAGUACAUAUAUUCCAAGUACGGAAACGAGUCAUGACUGAUGCUACGACGCAGGCAGGCAGCUGGAACCAAAUUUUCAACGAGAUCGUAUCCCGGGAGGAUGUCCGACUCAGAGUAAUGCGGGAGCUGGUGAAUAACCCGCAGUCUGGGGUAGCUCCCUAUCUGGAGGAUCUUCGGGCCGAGAACCUCAGCGCCGAAGAAUUUGAGCAGAGGGCCUUGGAACUGCUGGAGGGAAUAUCGCUCUCUUACCUGACGGACUUAUACGUGCAGACAAUGCCGCUGCAAUAA